Peromyscus maniculatus bairdii (prairie deer mouse) is the source of this 8759-nucleotide messenger RNA. It is a transcript of the gene Larp4b, whose product is annotated as La ribonucleoprotein 4B. Gene Ontology annotation, cellular component: cytoplasmic stress granule; cytosol. NCBI's taxonomy places the organism in Eukaryota, Metazoa, Chordata, Mammalia, Rodentia, Cricetidae. Gene Ontology annotation, molecular function: mRNA 3'-UTR binding. The record is from RefSeq and is a predicted model, not a curated record. Gene Ontology annotation, biological process: positive regulation of translation.
AAGUUAGUGUGAGUUGUAUUUGUAGAAGCUCAGAAAAGGACAAGCAUUGUGAUGUGAGUUUUUGAACUUUCGAUAUGGGCUGUUGCUUCAGCAAAGAAUUAAGUAGUGACAAUGACAAUGAGAGAAUUGGCCUGUUACAAAAAUCUGUGGAAGAGAAGAAACCGGAGAACAAGAUAAGUAAAACUUUAUCUUCAUUAUUUGAUACCCUUGAAGGUGAGGAGCUUCACAAUGUUGAAAAUGGACCCAGCCGAGCACCCGCUGGUGUCACUGUGUGGACUAGAGUUUUUACAAGGUCUGGGCACAAACAGGAUCAUAGAUCAAAGCAGUCACUGAAUUCUGAUUCCUCUCCCACAUAUGAGUUCUUUUAUGGGUCUGAAAAUUUAGAUGAGGGUGACAAGAAUUUAGAUAAUGUUGUUAUUGAAGAGAAUUCUGAGAUUGUCAGUGACCCACUGUGUGUGAGUAGUGAUGGACAGGCUUGUUCUGAAGAUGACCAGCCUUCCUCACAUGUGCCCAUGCCUUCUGACCAGCAGGAGGAAACUUUUGUAAGUGACCAUCUGCAGUGUUACCUGGCCACUUGUAAAAACUCUUUAAUAGAGAAAGAAAAAGUACUAAAUGUUCAAAUCAGUAGUUUUAAUGAGAAUAACUCUGUAGAUGUUUCUGCUGGAGAGUUGCAAAGUAAAAGCCAUAUUUGUGUUGGUGACAAACCCUGUAAGAAUUCAAGGGAGAGCAAAUUUUACAGUAUUUGUGCUAUAGAUCUGGACUGCUUGAACAUGGAAGAGGAACUGUACACUCCCAUGUAUGUAGCAGCUGCAGAAGAAUGUCAUCCAGCUGUCACUUAUGAAGUUUUCCAAGUGGAUUGGCCCUUAGAUAACAGGGAAGAAUAUGCUGCCUCAGAUGCCGUACAGAGGGCAGAAGAGUUAAAGCUGCAGCAUGAAGAACUGUUACCCCAGGAUGUCCUACGCCCCUGUGAAACAAAUGAAGCAUGUAUCGAGAAAAGUGAAUAUAGUUCUGAUAUUUUGGUGGACCGUGAUCCAUCUGAUGAAGCACACAUCAGUGACCCGCAAGCUGAGUCUCUAAGGGCAAAAGUUUGUGCCAAAUUCCCUAAAGAUCACACAGAACAUCGUACAUUACAUAAUACUGGCCUACUCCCUGAAUUAAAUAUUAACAUAGGCAGUGACUCAUUAAAGUGUUCGAGUGCUAGAUCUGAAGAAAGAGAGAGCAAUGUUUCAGGAAUAGGAAGUCAGGUGGAUGAUUCACUUGUUAAUUUACUUAAUGACAUUUCAUAUGUUGAUGGGAAUGGUGAACCUGAGGCUAUAACAGUUAGUGCUGGCCAAAGUUUAAACUCUAAAAUGGAAAGAGAGCCUGACUCUGAAAAGUUAUUAGAAGGCAAUGAUUAUUUUCACAUCAGUGUUAACAGGCCAGAUAGGAUUCUUUCCUUUGGUCUAGAUAAGAUUAAUUUAAGCCCCCAAAGGCUAGUUUCAGAGCGGUCAGGUAAUGAGCAUCUCCCAGUUCAUGCUAAUCUCAGAGAAGUUGCCUUGAGCAAACCUGCUGGCCCUCAUCCUAUACUCCAAGGGGAGCCAGUGCUAAUGAAGGAGCAUCAGCUGGGGGAUGGCAGUAUGGAAACUGGAAGUGUCCAGCAGGCAAACAGAGGUGAGAUAUUCUUGUGUUCUGAAAAUGGUUCCGCUUAUCAAGAUGAAGAUAGAAGGAGCAUUUUAGAGACCGAGAGCGAUUGCAAGAGAGAGUUGGAAUGUUGGUAUCAGGCAGACCUCUGUGUAGGUAGUAGGGCAGACAAGGCUCAGACAGAGGCCCAUGAUUUAACUCAAGUGGAAUGUGAACCAGGCACAGAAGGGGUGGUCCAGAAGACAGAUCUGCUGAAGCUUGAACUUUCACAAAGAAUACCAAGUGACAAGUCUCAUGAUCACUCCAGAUCUCUUCAGGGCCCAGAAACACCCCCUGCAUUCAUUUUAACCUGUACUGAUUCUGAAUCAAGGGAAACAGCUCUACAUGAUAACACAGGAGAUAAAGGACAUGUGAAGAGCUUAGUUGGUACAGUAUAUAGCCAGUCUAGUGGGCCCUAUGUACUAGAAAAGGCUGAAAAGGUACCACAGAAGGCUAAUUAUAGAGAGAUCAGUGAGGAGGACAUAGAAAAUGCCAAGUCAGAUGCUAAAACAAUCUUUCAGUGGGAAACAAGUGUUCUUAAAUGUAAAGUCGUGCCCAGUGGGAACACGGUAACUUGUAUUGGUUCUGACAUAGCAGCAGAUCCUGUUUGUGAAACUAAUGAGAUUGAAAAUAGUUACAAAACUGAUGGAGUGAAUGAAUACCCCGACCUUACUGUUGUGCCCCCUUUAAACCACAGUCCAGUGUCACAUGCCAAGGAGUGGGUUAAUAAUGACAAAGGCCCAGAACUGCAUUUCAUUAACUCUGAAUCAAUUAAAGGUAACAAUGCAUCAGAAUUGAGCAAACAAAAACUAACAUGCAAAGAAGAGAAAGAGAGACUUUGUUUGGAUAAAGACAGUAUUGAUCCUGACAGCAUUGGCUGCUUAGGCCCACGUCACAUGAAAAGAAGAAACACCCAGUCUACAGUUAAAGAAUUCACUUUAAAUGGAGAGAAACAUUUUUCAGGAAACUCUGAGGCAACUUUAAAAAAAAUAGCAUUAUGUGACACUUCUGAGGGGUGUUCCUCUUUUAUUAAUGUUGACUCAAUGCAAGUGGAUAUACCUGCAGCUACUCCUGGUAAUGCUCACCAGGCAAUUCCUGCCAUCCCAGCAGAUAAUAAAGAAUGUGCAGUGCCAAGUGGUGACUGUGUUACAUCACCUACAGAGGACAUCCCAAAUGUAUCUGAAAAUCCCGCAGAAAUGGAUUGGCACAGGAUCCCAGAAGAAUUCUAUGCUCAUUGUUUGAAUAAAUUUUCCUAUUACCCGAUGGGAGGGCUAGCAAGUCAGGCACUUUCGGAAGGACUGGCAGGUGGGUGUGAUAGAUAUCAAGUGGGCUAUCUCUGGGCUAACACGGCCACAGAAAACAUGACAGAAGAUGCACAGAUUUUUAGUGAGGAUCUACACAGUAAGCCCCCGUACUUAGGAAAUACUUCAUUUUCAUUGGAACAGACCCCUUAUCAGCUGCCAGUGUCAGAGGAUGGUGUUGUUUGGGGAUGGCAGAAUAGAGGUGGACAGUUAGUCCCAACAACUAAGGUUUCAGAGCUAAACCCUAAUGCAAAAGUAUGGGGGACUCAUAUGUUACAUUUGGAAGCGAGUAGUGCGGCUGUCGGUGUGAAUGCCUCGUGGGAGGAGGCCCCCGGCCAUCCUGCAGACUGCGACCAGCAGGGAUUGGAUACCAAUGGCGAUGGUGACAAAAGUCAUGAGAAUGCCACACUGUCAGACUUAGAGGAGGCGGACCAGACAGACAUGAGCACUCUGGCUCUGGAUCAUUCGGAAUAUGAACCUCUGCCUGAAAGUAAUGAUACGGGAGGAAAUGAGUCUCAACCAGAAAGCCAGGAAGACCCCCGGGAAGUACUUAAAAAAACAUUGGAAUUCUGCUUAUCUAGGGAGAAUCUUGCUAGCGACAUGUAUCUUAUAUCCCAGAUGGACAGUGAUCAGUAUGUGCCAAUUACAACGGUAGCUAACCUUGACCAUAUCAAGAAACUCAGUACUGAUGUGGAUUUGAUUGUUGAAGUGCUAAGAUCUUUACCUUUAGUCCAAGUGGACGAGAAGGGAGAGAAAGUAAGGCCAAACCAAAACCGGUGCAUAGUAAUAUUGCGUGAAAUAUCUGAAUCCACCCCUGUGGAAGAAGUAGAAGCACUAUUUAAAGGAGAUAAUUUACCAAAAUUUAUAAACUGUGAAUUUGCCUACAAUGAUAAUUGGUUUAUUACCUUUGAAACAGAAGCUGAUGCACAGCAGGCUUACAAAUACCUUCGAGAAGAAGUCAGAACUUUUCAAGGAAAGCCAAUUAAGGCACGGAUAAAAGCAAAGGCAAUAGCGAUAAACACAUUUUUGCCAAAGAAUGGAUUUAGACCUCUGGACAUGAACCUUUACACACAGCAACGUUAUGCUACAUCCUUUUACUUACCUCCAGUGUACAGUCCCCAGCAGCAGUUCCCUCUGUAUGGCCUGAUUGCCCCUCAGACGUGGUCAGCAACACAUAGUUAUCUCGAUCCACCCUUGGUAACUCCAUUUCCAAGUACUGGAUUUAUAAAUGGGUUUACAUCUCCGACCUUCAAACCUACAGCGUCUCCUCUGACAUCACUCAGACAGUAUCCUCCUAGAAGCAGGAAUCCUAGUAAGUCUCAUCUGCGCCAUGCGAUUCCUAGUACAGAGAGAGGGCCCGGGCUGCUAGAAAGUCCUUCAAUAUUUAACUUCACUGCAGAUCGAUUAAUUAAUGGCGUCCGGAGCCCACAGACGAGGCAAGCAGGGCAAACUAGAACACGAAUACAGAACCCUUCAGCUUAUGCCAAGAGAGAGAUUGGAACUGGGCGUGUGGAGCCAAGUAGUCUUGAAUCCUCUCCUGGUUUAGGGAGAGGAAGGAAAAAUUCCUUUGGCUAUCGGAAGAAAAGAGAAGAGAAGUUUACAAGCAGUCAGACUCAGUCUCCAACACCACCAAAGCCUCCAUCACCAAGUUUCGAACUGGGGCUGUCCAACUUCCCCCCAUUACCUGGAGCUGCAGGCAAUUUGAAGGCAGAGGACUUGUUUGAAAACAGGCUUUCCAGCUUGAUCAUAGGAUCUUCAAAAGAAAGAAACCUCAGUGCAGAUGCAAGCACAAACACCGUUCCUGUAGUGGUCCCCAGAGAGCCUUCCGUGGCAGCACCCUGUGCUGUGUCAGCAGCAUUUGAACGGUCCCCUUCCCCAGCCCAUUUACCCGAGGAUCCCAAGGUGGCAGAAAAGCAGAGGGAAACCCACAGUGUGGACAGACUCCCUUCUACCCCUACUACAACUGCAUGUAAAUCAGUGCAGGUGAAUGGAGCAGCAACAGAAUUGCGAAAGCCCAGUUAUGCAGAGAUUUGUCAGAGAACGAGUAAAGAGCCUCCAUCCUCCCCAUUGCAACCCCCAAAAGAACAAAAGCCAAACACUGUCACCUGUGGGAAGGAGGAGAAGAAGCUCACUGAACCUGUGGAGAGAUACAGAGAGCCCACUGCCCUCAAGUCCACUCCUGGGGUCCCCAAAGAUCAGAGGAGGCAGCCUGGGCGCCGACCCUCGCCUCCAGCUGCUGGGAAGCGUCUAAACAGGGAACAGAACACUCCCCCCAAGUCUCCUCAGUGAAAGCCGGAUGCCUGGGAGGGGUCUGGAAGAGCUGUAUUCACCACAAACGAAGCUCUCCCACUCAGUUCGGAAUGAGCCGCUGGUUAGGAGCUUGCAGUGUCUGUGAGGCCCAUGGGAUGCCUGCAAGUUAUUUUCCUUCUGUGAGUCGGAUUUUCCCCCUCUUGAAAAAAAAAUCUAUUUUUCAGGAUUUAAUUAUAUAAUAUAAACCUUAUUUUAGGUUGGUGCUUAACUGGAGGUGACGCAGAAGUCUGUUUUUCAGGAUAGAAAAUGUAUUUAUCCUAACAAAUGGAUAUUUUUUAUUAAGCCUCCACGUGGCUCUGAAUGCAAGCUAUAUAUGAGUUUUUCUAAAUUAAGGGAACUAUGCUACUUCAUUUUUUUUUUUUAAACAACUGGUCUGCAAGUGCAUAUGGGUAGGGUGUCCCCAACAGAUGGAUGAGGGCUGAUGGCGCAAGCAGGGGCAGCCUUGGCCUCACAGAGCAAGGGACUGGCAAUGUCAGGGCACUGGCAUACUGGCACAGGAGCUGUGUUUUCAUCUAAACUGUUAGUUGACAGGAAAUUCUAGCUUUAAAAAAGAUACCUAUGUAUAUACAGUUCUUUUUGACCUCGUGGGCAGAAGGACCUGCAAAGAGCACCCUAGAAAGACCUGAAACCUUUGAGUUUGGAUGUCCUGCGAGCAAGUAACCAGCUUCUCACUCCAGUUCCAAGUGGCUAUUAUGUAAAAUAAAUUCAAAGCACAUUGUGAAUAGAACCUAGAUGGAAAUAGAAACUCUGUUGCCCACUGACAUCAUACCAUGAAGUUACACCAUGAUGUUUUGGUCCCUGUGAGCAGGCUACCUGGCUCCCAGCCUCCAGUGCUUGCUCUGUCCGUGUCCCCCCACGCAUUCUUGCUGGAGAGUCGUGUCUUAACCAGCUCUGUGUGGAUGUCUUCCUGUACCUCUGCUUCGGCACAUGGAUUUAGAAGUACCUAGCCGUGAGAGAGUGGUGUUUGUGGUCCCCCCCUCUGGCUGGUAGAGGACAGAAUCCUUGCUCUUUUUACCUCCAAGACGAGGGUCUCACUGAUUCUUUCUAAGAAGCGUUGCUGCACUUGUGAAGAACAAGGGUGCAGUAAAGUUAGCAAGUUUAUAAUAAAGUUACAGAUAAAUUAUUUUGUUUUAAAAUGCCUAAAAUUUUUCUUUAAGUAUUCUAAGCAGCAGACAUUAAAAUAGUUCCUGCUAAGUGUAACCGUACAGCUUAUUCCACAAAAUGCUAUUUAAUAAGACUGAAGUUUGUUUUGGUUUUUUUUUUUUUUUUUCCCGAGUUAUUUGGUGGUUUUUUGUUUUUUUUUUUGUUUUUUUUUUUAAGAAAAAAUGAUUUCCAUCCAAUAUUUAAAGACUUGAAUUUUAUUUAAACUUGAAAAUGACUUUGCCUUAACUUUUGUAUAAGACAGCUUAGAGCUCACGGAGACCGGCCCCUGGGUUGGUGGGAGUGGAUUGGUUACUCAGUCACCGUGCGGAUCUCCUGGUGGUGGUUUUGCUGAGUACACAUACUGUUGUACAAGAACUCCAGUGGUUUUUGUAACAUACCUUACAGAUCUUCAACAAUUGAUCUUUUUUCAAAUUGUUGAAAAAUCCUGUAAAUGCAAAUAGUCGCUACUGUGUUAAAUCUGUGCACUUGGGAGUGUACUCUGCCUGUACAGUGUAAAUAAUCAGAACAUAUGAGAAAGGUACCCUACAGAGAAGAAUCUGAUAAAAAAUUAUUGAUAUAUUAUAAAUGUUACUGUUGACCUGGAUGUAGAUAAACUAAAUGUUGUGGUUUGAGUAUUAUUUUAAUGUGUUAAGGUUUUUCUUUUCCCCUUAUACUGGUGUGUUGAACUGAUUUUGCCUCUUUGCUGCAAAAGGGAAAUGGGAAGUCUUAUUAAAAGCCUUUGGAUGUUUUCAUACUCUUAAAAAGUAUGUAAGUACAUACUAAUCAUAUCUGAUGUUUAAGGGUUUUGAAGGAGAGUAUAGAGAGCAGAGACUGGCAGGAUCUUCCAAGGAGAGUAAAAAAACAGAAAUGUACUAAUUAAAAUCAUACUUUGCUAAGUGAUUUAUCCUGCCAGAGGCAAAGAUGCCUGAUGCAUGUGACCAUUUCCUUCAGAGCAGCUGUCAUUCAGUUACAUAGGAAUAUACGCAGUGCUGUUUCAAAUGCCUGUGAAAGGAACAUAGGAUGAAUUUCCUUGUAGAUGUCACAUCACUGACAAAAAAAAAAAGAAGAAGAAGAAGAAGAAGAAACAGCCAGCCUCUUGAACCCACACUAGCAGAUACCGUCUAUCUGGAAAGGCGAGCCUAAGGCCUCAGGUCCUUCCCAUCACAUCUUUCCUGGAAGAGGGGCCAGAUUAUGAUCAGCAUCCCUUAUCCCCAAGGGUGCUCUCACAGAGGAUCCUUGGGUUUUAAUGGGAAGUCCUUUCCCCAAGGCUGAGCAUUGCAGCACGAAGCGUGUGUGGCAGAGCCAGCUGUAGAUGCGUGCUGGCUGCUGGCUGGAGUAGGCUCAGUGGCUGCAUGCAGAGCCAGCUGGGCAUGUGCACAAGGUCGGGACACUGUAAUCACUGCUUAGCCAGUGACAGCCUGGCACCAGGAUCUAAAGCCUUGCUCAGAUGUGAUUUUUUUUUUAAUAGCACUCUUUUUCAGGAAGCAAAGGUGAUAUGCCAAAUAGCUGUGUGAUGUCAAAACAGAGACUUCCUGAUCCCUGAGGUUUUUCCACUCAGAAAACAAUGGAGUUAUCACAGUAGGAAGCUGUGGAGGGCGCAUGCAGACUCUUGCUAUGUCACAUACAGCAAGCGUGAUAUGUGGUUUUCAUAAUCUAUUUUUUAAGUUUACUCAUUCCUUUCAGUAUCUCAAGGUAUAGAAUCAGAGAUACCACAGUCACAAAUGACAUUUUUAACUUGUAAAAUUGUGUGAUGAUACUUAAUUAUCAUAUGGAAAUAUGGAAUAGGAAUCUGGCCCCAUUUCACCAGACAUGAAUUUCAAGUGAUUCCGCUCUCAGUAGUCAGUGUCCUGAUGUCUCUGUGAAUCCUUCCUGUCAUUGCAUCACUGGUUGCCACUGGUGGGUGGCAAAGAAAAAAGAAAAAAAAAAAGAAAAAAAGGAAAAAAAAGAGGAAAAAAAGUCUUACAUUGCUGUAUUAGGGUUUCUGCAGUUGAUAUUGAAAAACUGGUCCAGUUUGUCACAGCAGGCGACUGAUGGUGCAUACCUGUCUUUGUGUCCCCUUCAGUGAGCUGUAGUUGUGGGUUUGUGUGCUUUGUAGCCUGUUAUACGGAAAGCAGCAGACAAUCGAAGAUUCCAGGAGUGCUAACAGCUGCGAGUCACAGAACGGGAGUGUAACGUGGAAGCUUGCCUGAGGGUUUCUGUUUCUGUUCUACUUUUCAUUAAGACUGGAAUCAAGCUUACAUGUAAACUAUCGGUAAUUUAAGUUUCCUUUUGUCAUUCAGUGUAAAACUGUCUAAUUUGAAAAAAAAAUGUAGGUUAUGAAAAAUAAAAGAUUUAGGCACUGUUCAA